Messenger RNA from Nasonia vitripennis (jewel wasp), 4953 nucleotides. RefSeq names its product peroxisomal leader peptide-processing protease. The record is from RefSeq and is a predicted model, not a curated record. Gene Ontology annotation, biological process: regulation of fatty acid beta-oxidation; protein processing. Bases 630 to 2228 code for a protein of 532 amino acids. Gene Ontology annotation, cellular component: peroxisome. NCBI's taxonomy places the organism in Eukaryota, Metazoa, Arthropoda, Insecta, Hymenoptera, Pteromalidae. The transcript is spliced from 11 exons. Gene Ontology annotation, molecular function: serine-type endopeptidase activity.
GCCUGCAUCGCUGCAUGAUAACAAAAUGGAUACUCGCGAAAAAGCCUCGUCCUCGUCGUGACGCUGAUCUCACACCGUGCUUUCAAUACCGGCAUUUGAAAGGAAAAACAUCUGAAUAACGCGCUGCGGCAGAAACAUAAUAUCUUGUGAUAAAAGUCUAACCUUGACAAGAAAAACAUAAAACCUAUAGUGUGUGUGUGUGUGUGUGUGUGUGUGAUAUAUAUACGGAUACCGGAGGUAUCCGUAAUCGACUGAGUUGUCGGUGGUAGAUUGUAGAAGUUUGCGAAAAUCUACGGCGCAUGCGCGGGACUCGACGCGCCUUUUUUUCGCCUAUAUUCAGUUUUUGCGAUUUAAGUUCAGAUUGUGCAAAGAAGCACCGAAUUUUGCAUAUGAUUGAACCAAUCUGUUUGUUAUUAUCUUGAGGACACUUGGAAGGAUUACCGGACAUCUGGAGGACUCGUACACGGCGCAUAGAGAGAAUGCGAAUCCCAAGAAUCAGCGUGAACUAACACUCUCCGCGCGAUCCAGCCGCAGAAAAGCGUCGUGCAAACUCGCGGAACUGUUGCAUCAACCUACGAAAGAGUCUCUCCCACAUCGCUCGCACGCACAGGGAACAACGAGCCUCAUCAAUGGGCCGUCCCAUGCUGCUUAAUGUCCUCGUGUCCCAGUUGACGCCAGGGAAAACCAGACACGAUGAUCAUCCGGCAUUUGGCGUCUCAGGGUUGCUGCUGAGCGACGGCUGGAUUCUCAGCCAUGGCUCGCUACUGUCGCCAAAUUUUCUCGAGGCGAGGCCACAUGACAUCCGCGACUUCCUUCUCGCCGUGCAGAAGGAAUUCGAGAGGGAUGUUGUCGCCGUGCCACAAGCUGUUGCGGAAAUCAUGAGGUUCAGGAUGCAAUAUAAAGAAAGAGACGGCGAUGGAGAGCCAAUAAGAUCAGCAAAGAGAAUCGUAGAAAAAGAUUGCUCGUUGAGGGUUGUGUGGCGAUGCCCGUUGUUGCGUCGAACUUUCAACGAUCUGCUGUUCUCUUGGAGUUUCGAGAAAAUCGCCAAAUUCGACAAGUCAGUUCUGUCCAUUUUCCUUCUGCUGAGGGUGGACGGAAACUCGAAAUCGUGGGAGGACGAUACGGCCGAGGGUAGACGAGUUUUGAACGAAUUCUACACGAAGCAUUUCGGGCCACCGGCUUCGUUGGAACUGACGCGAGGAGCGUCGGUGGAGAUCGAUUCAGCGCCUUUCGGGAACGCCGUGUUCCUGGACUCGCUGUCGAGGGGUAUCGUGAGCAAUACUUUGGGCGAAGAGGACUGCGUUAUUUUGACCGAUGCCAAUGCUGUGCCCGGAUGCGAGGGCGCGCCCGUUUACCUCGUCGACGAUAAGUCUCCGGGCCGUCGGCAUCGGCGAAUUUGCGGCUUGGUGAUCGCGCCUUUGAGCUGGUGCCGCGGCGAGUGGGUCGACUACACGUUCGCCGCAAAUUUACAGGCCUGUCUGAGGAAAAUACUGAGGGCGCCGGACAAAGACUACAUCGCCGACGCGCUAACGAGCCCCGGAGCUUCACAUGUUCUGAUGCCAGAUCUACUCGACAAAAGCGUAAUCGUUGUAAAGUGCGGUUCGGGUUGGGGUACCGGUGUCGUCGUCGACGUGCCCACCGGCACUGUUCUCACCUGUUCUCACGUGGUUCGAGAGGCGCCAGGAAGGAGGAUAAAGGUGAUCUUGGGUGACAAGCAGGACUGGGCCCGUUUGGUCUACAAAACACGCGAUGGCCAGCCAUUCGACGUUGCGGUGCUGAGGCUAGAGGGGGAGCACGAAAACUUGAGAGCGUUGCCUCUGGCCUCUGAGAUGCCGGAACGAGGGGCAUCGGUACUCACGGCAGGCUAUCCCUUCUUCUCGUCGUCGCCAGCGAGCUACGGUCGCGGAGUCGUCUCCCGCCUGACGCCCUGUAUGAUCCAGACUACCUGUUGCGUUCAGAGCGGCGCCAGUGGCGGACCCGUCAUCUGCUGCACCAGUGGCCGGAUGUUGGGCCUCAUCGUGUCCAACGCCGUCUCCACUGCCAGCGAACACGCGGCCACAGCUCUCUAUCCCAGGUUCAACAUGGCUGUACCCGCGACUGUCAUUCGGAAGCCCAUUCUCGAGUAUGUCGGGACUGGAGACGUAAGGUGCCUGGAAAGUCUCUCAAGCAGUGAUCCCGCGGUUCAGAGUACUUGGAACUUUUAUCUGACUCCGCGAGCAAAGAUGUGAGGCAUUAGUGUGUAUCUAUAUAGGUAUAUAUGAAUGAUCAGGGAAAACGGCUCUUGCUUUUUGUAUACAAGAGGCGACGCUGCUUAUCAAUGAUGGUGUAUAUAAAACACACUUUUUACAAGCUAAAGUGAAUAUGAUGAAGAUAACAAAAAAUGAAGAGACGUACGAACAGUAAUAUGGAAAAAAAACCUCGACUGGCUAAUUGGCAUUAUUAUGGUAAUAAAAGCGAAAUUGUCUGCUGACAAAAGCAAUAAUAGACACCUUCAUCUUUAUUCAAAGAGCUGAUGACGUUCUCCGCGCGGAAAUGGACUACAAGAUACUACUGGAGGAGAAAACAUUGCCAGCUAACCCGAUAUGACAUCUUGAUGUAACGUAGUAAAUCUUGAAAAGUUACUAAAAGGUUUUAAGGAUUUUGUUAACGAAUGAUAGCGCAUUGGAUGACAAUGUAUAGGUGCAUAAAGAGGACUCGAGGAAGGCUUAUUAUUUAUUAUUAUUAUUAUUAUUAUUUUCUUUUUUUUCAUUACGAUUACGCAGUUGUUAUGUAGCUUCAAGAGGAGUAAGGUAUCAACAAUUUUAAGAAUAAAAAAAUAAUUCCAAAAUCGUUUGUAAUGAUGUGUUACGUUUCGUUUUUUAUUUUCUUCCAAGACAACCAUCCUACAAAAAUAGAAAAUUAUAUAUACUUGUAUGAUUUUUUUCUGGAAACUAAUCGCUGAAAAGUAAUUGAUUCGCUUGAUAAUCAUCGCAAGCAGAAAAUUUGACCAACACAAUAUUAUAUGCUUGGCAUGUUUUUUUUUUCAUUCUUCGAUAUACGAACAUUUUUUUCUCGAGAAUGUUGGAAUAAAUAAUGGUAAAAUUAUAGCAGUAUACUUACAAAAUAAAAAAUCAGAAAAUACUUCACUCACUCAUUUUUCGCAGUAUCACUUAGUAUUUUGCUUGGCUUUUUUCAAUUUAACUCGCUAUUCUCAUCCAGAUUUAUUGACAUCAAAGGUAAUUGAUUUUUUGCAAGAUGUUACGUCAGUUGUCCAAAGAACUACGAACAAUCGUUUGCAAUUGACCAUUUUUCUUAAACAAACUUUUUUUUUACACUUGCUUAUUAAAAUCGUAAAAUCAAUUCAAUGGAUGAAGCAUUUUUCUUCGAAAGUAAAUACAUACCUUAAUUACACAAUCAUUCCAUCACACCAAAUGAAGGCUAGUACGGUCCAAAUUAUUGACGAAGACUAGCCGAUUUCAUUCUCGGCUGCGAAGACUAGCACAUUUCACAUCUUCGCCGAAAAAAUUAGCAUAUUUCACGAAAACGCUAGCGGUUUAAGUUUUUCGGGGCUUUAAGUUUAAAAAAUUGAUAAAAUUUGUAAACGCCAAAGCAAUGAGACAGUAUACAAAUUAUUAGAUUAUAAUAAGUUCUCAUACUACAAAUCGUCGCUCCCUAAAUCAAAUUUUUAAGCGAAAACUAGCAACAGCUCAGAUUUCCCACAAAAACAAGCAUAACUAAGAUUUUUUCUCGCUAAAAAGAUGCCUUAAUCUGAGUUGUGCUAGUCUUCGCGAGAAACUGUGUUAGUCUUCGUAGGAAGCAACGAAAUAAUGUUAGUUUGUACGUGAAACGUUCUAGUCUUCGCGACGAGAAUUGAACUACGUUAGUCUUCAGUUCUUCAGUGCGAAUAAUGAAAUGAGCUACUCUUCAUAAGAAGCGACGGUUUCAUACGUAUAAAUGACAUUCUUACAUGUUUUACGAGAAUCAUUGCCGCAAAUUCAGUCUUUCUUUCGGCAAUACAAAAAACUUGGAAUAACGACAAUAACAUGACGAAUAAGCGCAAUUUCGACAUAAAGAAGUUUUUAAGUCACUUGAGUAAGAAAAUGUUAUCACGUACGAUAAUUAUUUACAUAAUCAUGAAAUAAUUUGUUCAGCAUUCACGAUAAAGUUAAAGUAAGAAAAGAAACUGAUUUGCAUUAAUGGGACAUCUUGAUACGAGUUUAGUUAAUGCGUUACUGGCGCAUAUUUUUAUGUAUAUACAUAGUUACGGUAUCUCAGUAUUAUUUUAGUAUGACUUUAAAUUUUAAAUGUUUUAGCACUAUAACGCAGUUAAUCAAGUCCUAGGGACUUAAGUCAUGGAACCUUAUCUCUCGAUUUAGUUGUUCUUAUACAAAAUUCGUUUUUAAACGUGCUCCUUCAAGUUAUACAUACAUACAUAUACAUAUAAUUUCUUGUAGGAAAAUCGUCAUACGAAAUUUGCUUUCCGCAUGAUAAAUGUUAAUGAAAUAUUCAAAUAUUCUUAUAAAUUUGAGCUCUGUUAUCAAAUAGUUGUGGCGGACCAUUGAAUUAUUAAGUCCAAAAUGAAAGAAUUUCGCACGAGAAAAAUCAAACGCGUCAUGGGACGGAGUCAAAUACGAGCUUUUAACUUGGAGAACAAUUGUUUGGCAAGCGAUUUCAUACGAAAUUAAUUGGUCUAGAUAUACCAAUGAAUGCACAUAUACAGAUUUUAUGUUCGUCACUGGCCUUUGAUGUGCGUUCAAAGGUACAGUUAUCAUACAACAUUAUUUAGUGAUUUGGCUACAUCAACAUUUCUAAAGCAAAUCUAUACACAAUAACGUACUUUUCGACGUUUUCUUAAUGGCUACUAAAUUAAAACUAAAUCAAGUGAACUAUUUUCUGCAAUAGCUUCUUUUCUUUUCUCAUCAAUCGAAUUUACGCAGAAGAUACAAAUAAAUAAAUAAAAGGACAAAAAAAAAA